AUGUCGAUAACAAACGCAAACGUCAACGGUAUGAACACAAACCCGAUGAUGAUUCAUCCUUCUUUGGAUACCAAGUAUCAACUGCAUCGCGGGUUCAGCACUAGCUCCGAACAGCUUUCUACUGUAAACCCAAGCAACGGGUCACCAACCCAUGUAAAUGGCGCAGCCAUACCUCGCCAUCAUUCUGAUCAUAGUGGAUCCCCCCUGAAUCUAUCGUCGGUGUUGAACACCCUUUCGAUCAACUCAGGUAACCAACCUCAAACUCCCUCGAUGGGGAUCUAUCUGUUGAAGUUGCGUAACGUUCCCUCUGAUAUAAAUUUAAGGGAAGCCCACGCCCUAUUCGCAUUGGCUCAUGGUGUAUUGUCCAUCGACGUUGUACCUAGUGAAGAUAGCCAACCCUACAUUGUGGCAAAAUUCGAGUCUCAACAUUUGGCAUGCCAAUAUGCAUCUAUUCUCAACAUCAAGUCACAGAUAUUUGGCCCCAUGUAUCCCUUCAAGGUCUCAGUGGAGGUUAUUGAUGAAUUGACGAACCAACAACUGUUCUUUCAAACGAACUCUCCACAACUUCAACCGCAGCUCAACACCAACUCAUUCCAACUUCCUUCAUCGGGGAGUGUGUCAUCUAAUGUUGCUCCAACACUGACCUCUCCACCUCAAUCAUCGAGUAGGAAGAGACCUAGUUUAUUGGGUCAACGUUCAAGGUUCUCGUUCUCGGAUCCAUUCGGUAACGAAAACCCACCUUUGGCUCCGUUACAGGCAACAAGUCAAACUCCAUUCCAGAAUAUUGAUGCUGGCAAAUCAUUCUUAUUAAUGGAAGGAGACGGAAUUAAUGAUACUAUUUGGGGGUCAAACCCAUCUCUUACUGCUAAUGUGAACAAUAUUGUGGCUGGUAACUUCAAUCAGCAAGCUCAACCUCAAUCACAACAACAAGCUCAAUCACAACAGCAGCAACAGCAGCAACAACAACAACAGCAGCAAGCGCAGUCACAACAACAACAGCAGCAGCCAUCGCAGCAACCUCAACCGCAAUCCCAACCACAGCAAAUUGUUGACUGGUCCAAUUCCAAAUCGGCCGGUGCCAGAAAAACUAGUGGUUCUAUCUUUGCUGGUCCUCAACAGGCUAAUGCUAGCGUGCCUGCUUUACAAUCCACUCCUGAUGGAAACCCUCAACUGACUGUGUCUCAGCAGAUUAACGGCAGAUCAUCUGCUUCUAUUUCAUCGAAGCCUGUGACACCAACUUCAUCCACCUCGCAUACUCCACACAAAUCAGGUAGCAGAACAAACAUUAAUAACAAUCCAUCUUCGGGUAUUCAUAAUGCUAACAAUAGCGGUAACAUUAAUAGCAGCAGCAACAGCAACAGCAACAGCAACAACAAUUCACAAUCUCAACCGAUUGCAAGAAGUGUUGCUAGUGUUCUUCAGAACACACCUGGCAUAUCGCAAGUCGAUCUAUCUCUGUUAGCAAGAGUCCCACCACCAGCAAAUCCAGCUGAUCAAAACCCUCCAUGUAAUACUCUAUAUGUGGGUAACCUACCUCCAGAUGCUACUGAACAAGAGCUACGACAAUUAUUUGGAAGCCAGAAGGGUUUCAAAAGACUUUCUUUCAGAAAUAAAAACAACAAUAACAGUGGGCACGGUCCUAUGUGUUUUGUUGAAUUUGAAGACGUUGCUCACGCUACUAGAGCCUUGGCAGAACUCUAUGGAAGUCAAUUACCAAGGCCUGUUGGAGCCCACAACACUAAAGGUGGAAUUAGACUAAGUUUCUCAAAGAAUCCUCUAGGUGUUCGUGGUCCAAAUAGCAGAAGAAGUGGCAGCAGUGGCUCUGGGCAAUCAGUUUCUGGUCCCAAUAAUGCUCAAAGCUCUAAUGGUAUCAGCACGAACCCCAGCUCUACCAGCAACAAUAAUAAUGGUAGUGGCAGCAGCAGUAAUAUUGCGGGUUCUUCAGGUAAUAAUAACAACAUUAAUAAUGGCAGUAUACCUAAUGCCGCUAAUGAUUUAACGUCAAAUUCUACCGCCAAUUAUUCUUAUCUAAAUGCGUUUUCCAAAUGA
Molecule: messenger RNA, 2049 nt
Organism: Kluyveromyces marxianus DMKU3-1042
Lineage: Eukaryota; Fungi; Ascomycota; Saccharomycetes; Saccharomycetales; Saccharomycetaceae
Gene: WHI3
Product: RNA-binding protein
Exons: 1
Coding region: 1-2049 (682 amino acids)
Molecular function (GO): mRNA binding
Source: RefSeq, a predicted model, not a curated record